This is a messenger RNA of Notodromas monacha, 6477 nucleotides long. NCBI's taxonomy places the organism in Eukaryota, Metazoa, Arthropoda, Ostracoda, Podocopida, Cyprididae. The record is from the annotation of a GenBank genome assembly.
AGAUUCAUUUUAAGUUGAACAAAUUAUUAGUGCGUUGUGGACGCGAUAGAUCUAUGUUUGGUGUCACGCCUUCUUUAGCAACAUCCACCAUGACUGGCCUGUUCGACGACCUUAUUUUGGGUCAGCCAUAUCUACUGGAAGAUCGCAUAAUGUUCGUUGAGUUUUUUCCGUGUGCAUUGCUUGCUCAACGUCAUGUAUGUCUUGUGGAGGGAUUUGGAAGAAUUACCCGAUGACUCAAUCGACGGAGGAACGCCGAAAAUGAAGUCUCGCUUUUUGUUGCAUGAUGACACAUUGGGAAUGAAAAUUACGACUGGCAGCGUAACAUUAGCGAAAGGGGAAGACAACCUGAUCGGCAUCAGCAUCGGAGGAGGAGCACCGUAUUGCCCUUGCUUGUAUGUCGUGCAAAUAUUCGAUAAUAGCCCUGCAUCCCGAGAUGGCACGUUGGAAGCAGGGGAUGAAAUUAUCGGGGUAGGAAAUCACUGCGUGAAAGGCAAAACCAAAGGCGAGGUUGCUAAAUUGAUUCAGGGUCAGAAGGAUCAAGUCAUGAUAAAAUAUAACAAGUUGCAUGCAGAUCCGAAGCAAGGGAAGUCCUUGGAUAUCGUUCUGAAGAAAGCCAAGCACAAAAUGGUGGAAAAUAUGAGCACGAGUGCUGCAGAUGCCCUCGGACUUAGCAGAGCAAUUCUCUGUAACGAUUCUCUCAUCAAGAAGCUGGACCAUUUGUCGAAGAUGGAAGAUUUUUAUCGUGGUCUGACAGCACUUUGUCAGAAGUUGAUGAAAGCCAUGUGUAACUUCGCCAGGGCACAGAGAAGCUUCGGCGAGGCUUUCUCGAGUAUUGGCGUCCGCGAACCUCAGCCAAGAGCUAGUGAAGUUUUCACCACGUUUGGAGAAUAUCACCGUUUGACGGAAAAAACUGCGUACUCCUUUCUACAGAGAGCUGGACCGGUUUGGGACCAGCUUGACACUUACCUGCGGAAAGCCAUUCCAGACACGAAAAUGACCAUAAGGAAAUACGCUGACGCGAAGUUUGAGUACCUUUCGUAUUGCCUGAAAGUAAAGGAAAUGGAUGACGAAGAAUACACUUUUGCAUCUCUUAAUGAACCUCUGUAUAGAGUGGAAACCGGAAACUACGAAUACAGGCUUAUUCUGAGAUGUCGGCAAGAGGCCCGGAAGGCAUUUGCUGCAUUGCGUGGCGACGUUGUGGUGAAAAUUGAUCUUUUGGACCAAAAGCACGAGCAGCACAUAACUACGCAGUAUACUGAUGAGAAGGACGACGACGAAGCCCUGAUUGAUUGCGAGAAAGAUGCUGCAUCUGCAUCCAAAACUGAUGAUUUAAUUUCUGUUUCGCUGUGUCCGGAAAUCGAUCCUGUUGAUGUUGGUGCGUCUGGCGACAAGUUAUUGGGAGCCGAUGGUCUUCUGGACUUUUGUGACCAGCAGUCGGAAGGCGCGAAGGUUAUGUUUCCAGAUGUCACAACUUGUCUUCAACUGGACAAAAUCGCGUUAGACAAGACGAGGAUGGUCGCUAGUGAUGACUUGGGAAGUAGUGCUGAUUUCUUGGUGAACUACGUCGUCGGAUACAGUUUGAAACGCGGCUUGGGCGUCGUUUUAGUGUCGUGGUCUGAGCCAUUUGCGCAUUACGCUGCUGUCGCUGCGCGAUGCGGUGUGGACCUGUCGGGUCCUUUGUCUCGUGUCGAAUUGGUGUUCUUCGACGCGCUUUGCUCUUUAUCCUGCGUCAAGAACCACGACGAAGACGUUUGUGUUGACAUGUUGCAAGAAAUCGUGAAAGCAGUGGAGGAGGUAAAGGCAAAAGUGAACAAUGGCGUUGUCCUUGUGUUGGACCAUGCCUCGAACUUGCUCGACGUCGGCGUACAACCCAAAACUUUGACGAAGUUCCUGUUCUCAUGCUUCGGCUUCGAUUGCGGGCUUCUCGUUGUGCUGAGGUCUUCCAACUCUUUGGAUGGACACAAGAAGGUUCUUGGGAUUUUAUCCCAUGCUGCAGACAUUGUGAUAAGCGUGUCCGCUUUGAAUAGUGGGAUGAGUCGAGACGUUUCCGGGGAACUUGUGGUGCAUUACGACUUGAAUCCGAAUAAUUACGCCGAGUCGGGGGAAAAAUUGCUAAAGCAGCUGAAUGUGACUCGGGAACGGUUUUUGUAUCGGUUGGAAAGUAGACAGGUUAAAAUGUCGAAACCUGGCUUGAGCUUUUUGAGACGAACAAUGGAACGCAAGUCAGCUCUUUUCGUAUGCCUCGGUAAUAUCUGUCGGUCUCCGAUUGCCGAAAGUGUGUUCAAAGAUAUUCUGGAGAAAAAGGGAGUUUUGAAUGAGUGGAAAAUCGACAGCGCUGCCACAGGACCGUGGCACAUCGGCAAAAGAUCCGAUCGAAGGGCAAUAAAGGUGCUGAGUGAAGCUGGUCUCGAUGAUACGCAUCGUGCGAGACUGCUCAGGAAAGAAGAUUUCGAGGAUUUUUACUACAUCUUCGGAAUGGACGACAGCAAUAUGGACGACAUUGCAUCUGAGUGUCCGAAAAAUUUCAAAGGCGUCAUGAAACUCCUGGGAGAGUACGACCCCGAAGCGAAAAGAAUCGUGCGAGAUCCCUACUACUUUGUACCCCUGGUGAUCGCGAUGGGAAUCAAAAACUUACUGGAGUUUCUUCAACCAGCCUGCACUCAAGAUCACAUCAAGUCGUUUGCGGGUCGUUCUGUUGCAGUGGACAUGUAUUGCUGGAUUCACAAGGGCAUCACUGCCUGUGCUGAAGACCUCAUCCUGGGUCGUCCCACAGACAUGUAUGUUCGAUACUGCGUCCGGUACUUGACGAUGUUGAAGAAUUUCGGCGUGGAUCCCAUAGCAGUUUUUGACGGCCGACACCUUCCUUCAAAGGCAGAAACGGAAAAGAAACGUCGCGGAGAUCGGAAUGAAGCGAGGAAGCGAGCAGCGGAUUGCUUGCGAGCAGGAAACGCGGCCGAUGCCCGGAAGUUUGCCCUGAGGGCCGCGGACGUCACGUCGGAAAUGGCGCAGAAAGUUAUAGACGCUGUUCGUGGCAUGAAAUUGCGUUACGUCGUUGCGCCGUACGAAGCAGAUGCUCAACUCGCUUUUCUCAUUUCCGCUGGGCUCGCGGAUGUGGUUCUUACCGAAGACUCGGAUCUCGUCGUUUUUGGGUGUGAAAGGGUGUUUUUCAAGUGCGACGCCGCGGGCAUGGGCCUUCUGUACGAACGUUCCCGGCUUCCGGCGUGCUUCAAGCAACGUGCGAAUAAUUUCACGUUUGAGAAGUUUCGACGCAUGUGCAUUCUUUCUGGCUGUGACUAUUUGGAAUCCUUGCGUGGGAUCGGGAUCAAAAAGGCCUUCAAUAUUUUUUCUCGAUCAAUGGCUUCUUCUGACGUUUGGUCGCAAAUGAAGCAAGUUUUGACGGUGGUCAAAAUUUCCGUGCCUGAUUUGCAGGAUUAUACCGAGAAAUUCCAAGAAGCAGAGAACACAUUCCUUUACCAGCUUGUGUUCGACCCGGAGACUCGAAAAUUGCGUCCACUAAUGGAUUACCCUGAUGGCAAAUGCUACGUGGAUUUUCCCUACGCUGGAGACUGGUUGGAUGAGAAGAAAGCCCUUCAGACUGCGUGUGGAAAUUACGAUCUGAAGACGGAUCACGUCGUUGCCAACAUCGAUACAGGAACUUGGUGGCGUUUCCGGGGUGACGUUAAACCGGUUGUUGUGGAGCGGAAAUCCGCGCCGAAACCCAACGUUUGUCUCGCUUCACGAACGAUCCCUGUGCAAGAGUCCAAACAACUGACGCUAAAAACGUUCUUUGCCCGUAAACGAGUUUCACCUGCUGCGAGUGCUGAAGAAGAUGAGCUGAAACGAUGGCUGACGAGAAAGCCGUCGUUGAAUUCGGAGGGAAAUGAUUCAGGCAUCGAAGUUUGGGGAAAAUCCGAAGUUGAAGAAAGUGGGAAGGCUGUGAAAAGUAAAUCCCCCCUGGCGGCUUUCAGUGCUCUGGAAAGGAUUUCAUAUAACGCCCGUUUUCGGCGUACUGAUAUGCAAUUUCAAGGCGAGAAGGUUGUCAGUGGAUAUUUUUCAAAUUCGUCUGAACCGAGUCCGAAAAAGGUUAAACUGGACCCGGAAACUCCAGAGCAAAAAUCAGUAGCUGGAAUCUCCCCACGACGGAAUCCAUUCGCUCUUGCAUCCAUUCAAAGUCCCGGAAAUGUUUCUACAAAGUCUGCAGAACUCUCCACUGCAACUCCGAAUUGUGAUUCUCCAGAAGUGGUUCCGGCUAGCCCAGGUGUUCGAAAUCCGUUUUCCACUGGAAGAAACUCUGUUUCGAGCUUUUCAACGAUGAGGAAAUCCACUGAUGGUGAUUUUGAGGCAUCGGGAACCCAAUGGACAGAUAAAGUUAAACUAGCAGAAACAGUGGAAAAUCUGUUGACCCCCAGCAAAUCCAAAUCAGCCCCUGGAGGGAGAAUCGGAGCAUUGGAUUUCAUUCUCGGUCCUUCUACGAGUAAAGCAACAAACAAAAUUGCCUCAGCUGAACUUGAAUCAUCUACACGUGAUGUAACCUUUUCUCGUCUGCCGGAAGUUUCUGGCAAUUCAGAAAAAGCUCCCUAUUCGAACGAAGGAGAGUCUCCGAGCAAGUUUGUGCCGAGUGGGUCUCCGAUUGUUUCAUUUCGACGGAGUGGGAACGAAAAAAUCAUCGCGAAAUCUCCUGUUUUGUCCGUUCGACGAAGAACUUUGCCUGUCCCGAAAAAAGAAAUCAAGGUCCAGGGAAGAUCGCUCAUCGAAGCUUUCGGAUUUUCGAGAACAGAUUUUUUGUGUGUGCGCUUGGUGUCAACAGCAGUCAUGCCUCCUACGGAAAAGGAUGUCUACGAUAACGACAAAGCGAAAUCGAUUCUGUUCAGCGCAACCAAAAAUGAGCUCGUUCAGUUGAACGAAGGGUUCAAAAGCUUUCAGCGGAAAUGGAAAAAUCGCUGGCGACUUGUGAGCGUCACGAGUGAAAUUAAACUGAGUUCAAUCGCCAGUUUUCAAGAUUUCUUGACUGCGGAAGCUCUGUCGCAUGCUGCAGUUUUCGUCAUCCCGGGGCCACAGGAUAAAUACACAGAGACGGAGUUUUCUGCUUUGAAGCAGUACGUGGAAAAUGGCGGGAGUUUGCUGAUUACAGUCUGCGAAGGAGGAGAGAAGAAAUUGAAGACGAACAUUAAUUUUUUUCUGGAAGAGUACGGGAUUUCAGUGAACAGCGAUGCUGUUGUUCGGACGCAUUUCCACAAGUACCAUCACCCGAAGGAAUGCUUGAUUGCGAACGGGGUCGUCAACAGAGCCGUCGCCCAGGCAGCUGGAAAGGACAUGGGCCCUGUAAUCAUUCAUGACGACGAAUUCGACAACCAGUGCAUGAGUUUCGUGUAUCCUUUUGGAGCCACUCUCAACGUCAUCUCUCCAGCUAUCCCUAUUCUGUCGACUGGAAGUGUUUCUUUCCCUUUGAAUCGACCCGUGUGCGCCAUCUACCAGAGCAAGAAGCCCGGCGGAGGAAAAAUAGCCGUCGUCGGCUCGACCGCCGUUUUCACAGAUGCAUACGUUGAGAAGGAAGAUAACGCGAAAAUCAGGGAUUUGUUGAUCACUUUCCUGACGUCUGAAGAGAUCAAUUUUUUGAACACUGACGCAGAAGAACCCGAGAUUUCGGACUAUAACCAAAUACCUGAUACCCAUAAAUUGGCGGAGAAACUGAGAACCUGUUUACAAGAGUCAGACGAUAUUCCAACGGAUUUCAUGCGUUUGUUCGACAACCAGAAUUUCUCUCUGGAUAUGAAAGUGUUGCCGAAGUCACUAAAAGCGUUUGAAACCCUGGGAGUCAAGCAUGAGCCACUGCGUCUCAUUACCCCGCAGUUUGAAAUGCCAUUGCCGCCACUUCAGCCGGCGAUUUUUCCGCCGUCGUUCCGUGAAUUGCCGAAUCCGCCAUUGGAAUUGUACGACUUGGACGAAGCGUUCAGCUCGGAAAAGGCACGCCUCGCACAAAUAACUAACAAAUGCUCUGAAGAAGAUCUGGAAUAUUACGUCAGGGAAUGUGGAGACAUUCUUGGUAUUACAGCCAAGUUACCUUUGAAAUCGCGGGACGCGAAGCACAUUUUGGAGUAUAUUUUCAUGCAGUUGGUGGAAUUUAAAAAGACGAACCAAAAUUUCGACGUCAUUGGUGGUGGCUACGACUAAGUCCUGCGAUUUUUAUUUUAUUUUUCUUCAGGGACAUUUUUGGACGCGAAACUGAUUUUGCUUUCGAGAAUUUGACAUCUCUCGUUUAAUCUGAUACUUUGAUUACCUGUGUCAUCAUCCUUCGUUCGAUAUCUCCGAGUUUUUACUCAGAAAUAUUUUAAUCCGGUAUUUUUUUAGCUGAACCAAUUUUCAUUAAGCCGUCCGAUGGAAGUGAUUCACAUGAAAAACUCUGAUCUCGAAGUGAUCUCAAUGUUUGUGAAGAUAGUCAAUAAAUAUUAGCACGAUGUCUAGUCAAAAGAAGAAAAA